AUAGUUAUCUACAAUAUGUUACAAAAUGAGAUGAAACUGGAAAAAGUCUAUGUGCCGAAUGAAGCCGAUAUGGAUGACCACGAGGACCGAAUGUCUACAGAGUUAUUGGAACCGCCAUAUCAUCGUCCCUCUUCCACCUCAACUCAACUUUCACAAAUCCGUGACUCACCACAUUCAGAUGAGCGCAACACCACCAUUACAGAUUAUGCCGAAACGACCAUGAAUGAGCUUUUAGGAAUGUACGGAUAUGACAAGGUCAGUCACCAGGAAACGCAGAACCUGAAUCUCGAACGCUACACAGCAUCGUCAACGCCUGACACUUCCAUCCAAGGAAUGGAUGAUUGUCAUGGCGACAGUGAUGAUGAAAGUUCCGAUGCUCCCAGCAUAGGAGCCGAAAGGAAAAGCUCUUCGAAUGGGGAGACAACUCUAGCAGCCCAACAUAGAAAUUUGGUCUCUGCACUGAAUAAACGACUUUGUCAUGAUUCAGGGGGAGCCUACAACAAAGAGAAUUUGCCGUCUGGUUACAUUAUCUGUGCCUGGUGCCAGAAGCCCGGUCUCAAGUUGUUCACUCUAAAGACAUUGAAUGGUUCGAAAGUCUUUUGUAGCGAGGUCUGUUUCACUCAGUGCCGCCGUGCAUCAUUCAAGAAAAACAAAAUUUGUGACUGGUGCAAGCAUGUCCGUCAUACAGUGAACUACGUUGACUUCCAGGACGGGGAGCAGCAAUUGCAGUUCUGUAGUGAGAAAUGUCUCAAUCAAUACAAGAUGAACAUUUUCUGUCAGGAAACCCAGGAACAUUUGCAACAGAUCCAGUCGUCUUUGGACACCAAUUCCUCUUCUAAUGGUGUUCCUGAUGACAAACAGAUUCUCAUUACUCCAGACCUCUGGUUACAAGAAGAUAUUGCACGGCGCAGUAAAAAGCUGAGAGUUUCUGAUGAAGCUAGGAACAUUAAUAAAGCGAAAGACUCUACUGAGAAGCAUAAAAACCUGUCCAGUCAUAUCGACAAUCCAGAAAGUUCAGCUUCAUCCAAUUCACAUGAUAAACAUGCUGAUAAGUUCAAUGUAGAUAAGUCCCUUAAAGAAAGAUUAGUUAAACGGAUUCACAAAGACCCUCCUAGCCACACAACGAGUCCAGCAGUGACCCCUUUACCAAAGCGUCCACCUCAGCCACCAGCACAACUAAUCCCACCCAUGUUUCCCACCCCUGCAGCCAUGAAUAACUGGUGGCACCAAGCACAGAUGAUGGCCUCCCUUGGACCGAGUUAUCCAGCUUUUGGUGGAUUUCCUCCAAUGGUUUACCCAGGGGUCUUUAAUCCUCCAUAUACUCCCAUCAUGCCAGGUACUGCUGCUCCACCCAUACCUGAAACCUCUCGACCCCACAGUCGCCACGUCAGUAAUGCCUCUUCAACACCUGGUCCGUCUAUCACACCAAAUGCCUCUGCUUCCCCUGAUAUCUCUCAGACACACUCUCAGAGCCCUAAUGUGGUCCCUAACACAUCAAACAAAGCUUCAACAAUUCCUAGAACUCACCACUUCCUACCCCCAAUGUGGCCACCUGGAUACCCCAUGAUGCCCUUUCCUCCACCCCAGAUGACCCAGUCAGGUGACACUAGCACUGCCCCUGGCCCAAACCCCACUAUGCCUACUUUCCCAAUGCCGGCCCCUAACUGGACAUCCUUAGGUAUCCCUCCUCAGACAGUUAUUAUCCCUUUUCCUUUCCUCAUCCCUCUACCGUUUCCGGUACCAAUCCCUAUUCCUGUACCAAUGAAAGCAGAACAGAUUGAGAAGUUAUUGAAGCAGACGUCCAGCACCUCGACGACGACGACGACCAACAACAACAACAACAACAGCAGCAGCAGCAGCCAGAAGGAAGAGGAAACAUCUUCGGAAUGUGAAGAUGUCAAACCUCGGAAUCUAACAGAACAUCUCAGUCUGAACCAGAACUACAAUAUGAACGGCAACAGAAGUAGCAGCAGCAGUAUCAGCAGCAGCAACAGUAUGGAGAUGACGGUGCAGAUGCGCAACCGCAUGGCAACGACAGUUGGUAAAAAUGUUCCAAAAGAGUGUGUCACAUGCGCAUCGUUCCAGACGCCAAGCAAAAGCAACUUGUUGCCACGGCCAAGCUCUGUGUUAUCCAUCAAGAGUGACUCGCACUUGUUACAGUCAGAGAUGAUCAAUGUAAAACGUCCACCAACUCCGGCCAGUGUUGGUUCUCUUGACUCUCCAAAGAAAGUACGUCACGAGUUGAUGACUAAUUCUGACUAUUCUAUAAAUGAUGAAGUGAUAGAUUUGUCCAAGGACAGCGGUCGAGAGAGCAUUUCCAGAGAUAUUCACUCACCUCAUAUACAAACAUUAAAAAAACAGAAAGCAACUUCCAGCUCUGUCCGUUCCCUCUCAGUUCCUCCUUUAUCUGUCUCAGAGACUUCAGAUUCACACUUAGCUUUACAUGUCCCAAAAAUCCACAUUGUUUCCACACCCAAAGACCCGCCUCUGUCCCAACAGCUGCCCUUACCGCCCACUGAUCAUGCCUAUUCGCUGCGGCGUGGUCUGAUACUGGACGCUCCCAGUGUGCCAAAGCGACCAAAGAGCCCUUCCCCAGAAAGAAGGAACUACAUCCGCAGUAUGCCACGUGAUAUCAUGGAAGCACGUCGGUGUCUGCGAACAAGAAUUAAAACCAAAUGAACCAUAAUGCAACUCACCCAUGAUCAAAACAGACUGAACAAACAAUUAUAUAAUACAGUUCUUAUCACAAGGAUGCUGGGUGCCAGAAUCUAUAGCGAUGUCCCUUAACAUUCUGAGAUCAAACCACACACCACUGUCAACUUUUUUCCAAGGUCGAUACAAUCAAUUACCAGUUAAAUACUGAGAUGAAAAUUCAAUCACCCACGCCAACCUUCAAAAUCUAGCCUUGGGCCUACAUUAGAAAUAAUCAGUAUUAUUAUUAUUAUUAUUAGCACUAAGACAGUGAGUUUGCAGAAACGGUAAGGCACCAGACUAAAUGCUUCAUGGUAUUUAGAUUAUUUUUUAUCCCUCCAUCUACAUUCUGAUAUCAGAUCUCAUUGAGGUCGACUUUGCCUUUUAUCACUCCAGGUGGCGGAAGGGUGAGGGAUGGUCAAUAAACUAAAAUACCAGUUAUGUACUGGAGUUCUUUCAAUCAAUUAUACCUCCUUCCACCCCACCACUUGCCUCAAACAAUUGGCCUCAUGCCUCACUAAUAAAUCAUUAUUGUUAUUACUAUCAUUAUUAUUAUUAUUAUCAUGUCACCAAAGACUAAGGUCUUUCACUCCACGUACACAAUUUAUAUGAAUACACAGCAAAAGCAACAACAACAACUACCACUACAGUACAUUGAACAAAGAAAUUAAGUUCUUAGUUAUUUUUAAGCUGUGGAAACUGGUUGGUUCUUCCAGAGGAAAAUUUCAUCAAAUUUUGCAGACAAAAUCUUCAGCAACCACAAUACCUAUUCCAUCUCACAGAACUUAAACAUAAAAUUUCUACUGUGGAAAAACAGUUAUAUAUUAAUUUGGGGAAAUACCAAAUUUAUUUUUGUUGUUUUAAAUCUUGUUGAGUAUUUUUGUUUUUCUUUCUUUUUUUUUUGUAUAUUUAAAAAAAAAAAGAAGUCAAGUCAGAAGAGGGAUUUUUUGGUUGUUAUAGUGGGUGUGUCAUAGUGGGCGUGUCUGUGGGAGGGAACAACCUCACCAGCCAUUCACCACACCCCAACUCAGCUAACCACUCCUUCCUCCCACCUCCACUUCAAACACAGUUUAUGACAUAUUGGGUUUUCUUUUUUAUAGCCUUUAUUUUCUCUUUAAUUUCAGAAACAUGGCUAAUGUAUAUUUAAUAUAUCAAAUAUUGCCUUAUUUUUUUUUGUUUUUUUUUUUUAUUGUUAAGGCAGUGAA
Molecule: messenger RNA, 3896 nt
Organism: Octopus sinensis (East Asian common octopus)
Lineage: Eukaryota; Metazoa; Mollusca; Cephalopoda; Octopoda; Octopodidae
Product: sine oculis-binding protein homolog A-like
Exons: 6
Coding region: 16-2679 (887 amino acids)
Biological process (GO): animal organ development
Cellular component (GO): nucleus
Source: RefSeq, a predicted model, not a curated record